UAGUCGGUCUGCUGCUUUCAUUUUAGAUUCAGCUUCUCUUUUCAAGCUUCUUAAUGUCUGCUACACAAAACGACAACUACGCAAAGGUUAUAAACUCCAGACGCAGAUAAAACACGAUAAGAAAUAUCUUUAAGCUUCGUCUAGAGUCGGUCAAUGUCACCGAGCCCAGCUGUCGGCUUGCAGCUAACGUUAACCUAGCCUAGCGUUGAAGUAACAAGAUUGUCAACAACCUACCACAGGUUCAUUUUCAACAUCUGUGGGAGAGUACUGCUGGCGUCGUGUGUGGCUGCUGCUUCUCCCUCUCGUAGCCCCCCUUCCAUCCACCCCUAGUUGUAUUGAAGAGUCAUGGGGAAUCAGCUAGCAGGGAUUGCCCCUUCUCAGAUUCUGUCUGUAGACAGCUACUUCUCUGACAUCCAUGACCAUGAGUAUGACAAGAGCCUGGGCAGCACUCGUUUCUUCAAGGUGGCACGUGCAAAGCACAAGGAGGGCUUGGUGGUGGUCAAAGUAUUUGCCAUCCAGGACCCCUCCCUCCCUCUGACCAGCUACAAACAGGAGCUGGAGGAGCUGAAAAUCAGACUGUUUUCCUGUCAGAACUGUCUGCCCUUCCAGAAGACCUCCCUCACAGAGAAGGCAGCCAUCCUCUUCCGUCAGUAUGUACGCGACAAUCUGUAUGACCGCAUCAGUACACGGCCUUUUCUCAACGGUGUGGAGAAGCGUUGGCUCGCCUUCCAGAUCCUCAACGCUGUUGACCAGGCACAUAGGGCUGGUGUUCGCCAUGGUGACAUCAAGACAGAAAAUGUCAUGGUGACCAGUUGGAACUGGGUGCUACUAACUGACUUUGCUAGCUUCAAGCCUACAUACCUGCCAGAGGAUAACCCAGCUGACUUCAAUUACUUCUUCGACACGUCUAGGCGGAGGACCUGCUACAUUGCCCCCGAGAGGUUCGUGGAUGGAAGCAUGUUUGCAACAGAGAGUGAUCAGAAUACCCCUCUUGUGGACCUCACCAGCAGCAACCAGAGGAGCAGAGGAGAGCUCAAACAGGCUAUGGACAUUUUUUCUGCAGGAUGUGUGAUUGCAGAACUUUUCACAGAGGGUGUUCCAUUGUUUGAUCUCUCCCAACUACUGGCUUAUCGCAAAGGGCACUUCCAGACAGAGCAGGUUCUCAUGAAGAUAGAGGACAGAAGCAUUCGGGAGUUGGUUGCCCAGAUGGUGCAGCGGGAGCCAGAGAAGCGUCUGACAGCAGAGGAGUAUCUGAAGCAGCAGAAAGGGAAAGCCUUCCCUGACAUUUUCUACACUUUCUUACAGCCAUACAUGGCCCAGUUUGCCAAAGAGACCUUCCAGUCUGCUGAUGAGCGUGUACUGGUUAUCCGCAAAGACCUAGACAACAUCAUCCACAACCUACGAGGAGGAGGACACUCCUCUUCCUCCUCCUUGGAGAAGGCAUCCCAGGAGAGCGGCAGUGGAGCGGUGAGUGUGCGGGAGGAGCAGGGGCUCAUCGUGCUAGUUUCUGUCAUCACCUCCUGCCUGCAAACAUUGCGCUCAUGUGAUUCCAAACUGGCAGCCCUAGAGUUGGUCCUCCACUUGGCCCCACGGCUCAGUGUGGACAUCCUGCUGGAUCGCAUCACGCCCUACCUGCUCCACUUCUGCAAUGAUCCCGUGCCCCGUGUGCGUGCACAGGCUGUGCGCACCCUGACCAAGGUGCUGGCACUUGUGAAGGAGGUGCCACGCAAUGACAUCAACAUAUACCCGGAGUAUAUCCUGCCCGGCAUCGCGCACCUGGCCCAGGACGACGCCACCAUAGUCAGGCUGGCCUAUGCAGAGAAUAUUGCUCACCUGGCAGAGACGGCCCUGCGAUUCUUGGAACUGGUACAGGAGAACAAUGUGAAUGCAGAGCAGGACGUCAGUGGGGAGGACACAGAGGACACACUCCAUCCCAAUGAGAAUUAUGACUCCGAGCUACAGGCACUGCAUGAGAUGGUACAGCAGAAAGUGGUGACCCUGCUGAGCGACUCUGAGAACAUUGUCAAACAGUCUUUGAUGGAGAAUGGCAUCACACGCCUCUGCGUCUUCUUUGGGCGGCAGAAAGCCAAUGACGUGCUGCUGUCUCAUAUGAUCACCUUCCUCAAUGACAAGAAUGACUGGCACCUGCGUGGAGCCUUCUUUGACAGCAUUGUGGGUGUGGCGGCCUAUGUAGGGUGGCAGAGCUCCUCUAUCCUGAAGCCCCUCCUCCAGCAGGGCCUGAGUGAUGCUGAGGAGUUUGUCAUCUACAAGGCUCUCAACGCCCUCACCUGCAUGUGUCAACUGGGCCUGCUGCAGAAACCACACAUCUACGAGUUUGUCAGCGACAUCGCUCCGUUCCUGUGCCACCCCAACCUGUGGAUCCGCUAUGGAGCGGUGGGCUUUAUCACAGUGGUGGCUCAGCACCUAAAUGUGGCCGACAUCUACUGUAAACUAUUGCCUCACCUCAACCCCUUUAUCACCCAGCCAAUUAUACAGAUUGAUAAGGAGCUGGUCUUGCUGAGUGUGCUGAAGGAGCCAGUGAGUCGCUCCAUCUUUGACUACACACUGCGCUCCAAAGACAUUGGCAGCCUCUUCCGCCACCUGGCUCUCCGGCAGAAGAAACGUGCGGGUUCUAUCCCAGAAUGCCCCAACCCUGAUGAUCCAGCCAUUGCUCAGCUCCUCAAGAAACUACUGUCGCAGGGGAUGACUGAAGCAGAGGAAGACAAGUUGCUGGCACUCAAAGAUUUCAUGCUGAAGUCCAACAAGGCCAAGGCCAACAUGGGGGAGCAGAGUAACCUUGGGGAGGCAGCCCAAACCGGAGUCAUUGACCUGGCAACACUUGGAAUUACUGGGCGCCAGGUUGAUCUGGUCAAGCCCAAGGCUGAGACAGAUGACAAGAGAGCGAGGAAACACACCAAGCAGGACUCCACCAUGAAUGAGGAAUGGAAGAGUAUGUUUGGAUCCCAGGAGCCAGCCUCUACACAGCCGUCCUCGGUCCCAGAGGGUCCAGUGAGUCACAGCAGGAAGACCACAGUACCUGCUGCUGUCCCUGUGGUGCAAUCCGUGGCUGGGGGUCCUACCUACCAGCGCCGUCUCAACACAUGCAAGGCAGAGCUGCAGCAGCUAGUGCAGCAAAAGAGGGAGCAGAGCAGUGCCGAACGCAUGGCCAAGCAGAUGAUGGAGAGCGCCGAAUGGGAAAGCCGGCCUCCACCACCUGGUUGGCAUCCUAAGGGCCUACUGGUGGCCCACCUCCAUGAGCACAAAGCCGCUGUCAACCGAGUCCGUGUGUCUGACGAACAUUCCAUCUUCGCCACGGCCUCUAACGAUGGCACCGUCAAGGUGUGGGACAGUCAGAAGAUGGAGGGAAAGACCACAACCACCAGGUCAGUGCUGACAUAUUCUCGUAUUGGCGGUCACGUGAAGACCUUGACCUUCUGUCAGGGAUCACAUUACUUGGCGGUUGCCUCUGACAAUGGUUCCAUCCAGCUGCUAGCUGUGGAGGCUAACAAGCCACCCAAAUCUCCUAAGGUUCAGCCCUUCCAGACCAGGUCUUUGGACCCCCAGGAGGAAGGCUGUGUGGUGGACCUCCAUCAUUUUAAUGCUGGGGCCCAGUCUGUGUUGGCCUAUGCCACUGUAAAUGGCUCUGUGGUGGGCUGGGACCUGCGCUCUAACACCAAUGCUUGGACCCUCCACCAUGACCUUCGCCUGGGUCUAAUCACCUCCUUCACCGUGGACAUGCACCAGUGUUGGCUCUGCCUAGGCACAAGCAACGGCACCAUGGCCUGUUGGGAUAUGAGAUUCCAGCUUCCCAUCUCAAACCACUCCCACCCUGCCCGAGCCCGCAUCAGACGGGUUCUCAUGCACCCACUCUACCAGUCAUCUGUCAUUGCUGCUGUCCAGGGCAAUAAUGAGGUGUCCAUGUGGGACAUGGAGACUGGAGAUCGCAAGUUCACCCUGUGGGCUAGCUCUGCACCACCGCUCUCCGAGAUGCAGCCCUCUCCACACAGUGUUCAUGGGAUCUACUGCAGUCCAGCUGAUGGGAAUCCUCUCCUGCUCACUGCGGGCUCUGAUAUGAGGAUCAGGUUCUGGGACUUGGCAUACCCAGAAAGGUCCUACAUCGUUGCAGGAGGUGCCAACGAUUCCCUCCAUUGCCCCUCUGUCCUUUAUAGUCGCAAGAUCAUCGAGGGCACAGAGGUUGUACAGGAGAUCCACAGUAAGCAGAAGAGCGGGGCCCCGGAGGACACGCCCCGCAGGGGCCCCGAGUCCCUCCCUGUAGGCCACCAUGACAUCAUCACCGACAUCGCCACGUUCCAAACCACACAGGGCUUCAUCGUCACCUCCUCUCGGGACGGCAUCGUUAAAGUUUGGAAGUAAAGGACUGUGUGUAUGUGUGUGUGUGUGUUUCUGUGUGUGUAUAAACAUCACAUAAAUGUACACUACACACAGAGUAAAAGUUCUCUCAUUGAUUCUGAUGCUCCACUAUGUAUCCAGGUCCCACACCACAAGUA
This is a messenger RNA of Lampris incognitus (smalleye Pacific opah), 4508 nucleotides long. It is a transcript of the gene pik3r4, whose product is annotated as phosphoinositide-3-kinase, regulatory subunit 4. Gene Ontology annotation, cellular component: phosphatidylinositol 3-kinase complex, class III, type I; phosphatidylinositol 3-kinase complex, class III, type II; late endosome. Bases 346 to 4374 code for a protein of 1342 amino acids. NCBI's taxonomy places the organism in Eukaryota, Metazoa, Chordata, Actinopteri, Lampriformes, Lampridae. Gene Ontology annotation, biological process: late endosome to vacuole transport; autophagy of peroxisome; macroautophagy. The record is from RefSeq and is a predicted model, not a curated record. The transcript is spliced from 22 exons. Gene Ontology annotation, molecular function: protein binding; protein serine/threonine kinase activity; ATP binding.